AUGCCACCGGCGGCAGAGCAGCCACAUGGGUGCGCACGAGAAUGCUCUGGGAUUGCCACGGUCUUGUGCUCCUGGAUUAACAUCUUGUUGAUCUUCGUGCCCUUGGGCAUUUAUAGCCACAUGAAGGAAUGGAGUGCUGCAGCUCGAUUCUCAUGCAAUUUUGUGGCCAUCGUACCGUUAGCGGCAAUCUUGGGUGCGUCCACUGAAUGCUUGGCUGCGCACACCGGGCAGAUGAUAGGUGGGCUCCUCAAUGCGACGUUUGGCAAUGCCGUGGAGAUGAUUGUCACCGUGAAUGCCAUCAAAGCUGGCUUGGUCACGGUGGUGCAGGGCAGUCUCCUAGGUUCGAUUCUCUCCAACAUGCUGUUGGUGUUGGGCAUGUCCUUCUUCGCGGCCGGCGUGGUCGAAAAAGAGAGCCGCUUUAGUGCGAAGGGGGCCUCGGCCAACAUGACUUGCUUGACCCUUGGGUCCAUCGCGUUAGCGCUACCGACCAUUUACAAUUGCAUGGAGGACACCCCCACGGCAGAUGUGCUGAGUAUCUCCCGCAUUUCCUCCGCGGUGAUCGCCGGCGUUUACGUCUUGUUCUUGAUCUUCCAGCUAUUCACCCAUGCCCAUCUCUUUGCUGCGGAGGGUGUCUUGGAUCAAGACCUCGAGAGACUCUACCAGCCCAAGGGCCGCUUUUGGCAGGUCUCGACGGAGCGCACCUUGUUAAAUUUCAGACCCGUCCCAGAGAUCGUCACGUUCUAUGCAUGGGAGGUGCUGAUGUCCGCGUGCUCCUCGAUCUUGCUCCUCUUGGGCGCCACCAUCACCGUGGCCAUUUGCUCCGAGUUCCUCGUGGAUUCCAUCGAGGGCGUCACCGAGGAGUAUGGCCUACCAGGCGCCUUCAUUGGCGUCAUCCUUCUUCCAAUCGUCGGCAACGCGGCCGAGCAUGCGACCGCGGUGACGGUGGCGGCCAAAGGAAAGAUGGACUUGGCGCUGGGUGUGGCGGUCGGUUCUUCGACGCAGAUCGCGCUGCUGGUGGUGCCCUUCUCGGUGAUCGUCGGCUGGGUCUUUGAUGUUCCCAUGUCCUUGGAUUUCCGGAUCUUUGACACGGCGGUGAUGAUUUUAUCGGUCUUUAUCACCCAUACGACGCUUCAAGAUGGGCAUUCCAACUGGCUGGAAGGAUCCAUCCUGAUCGCCAUCUACAUCUUGAUUGCCAUCAUUUGUUGGUAUAUUCCCGAUACUCACGAGGGACGCCACUGA
Molecule: messenger RNA, 1239 nt
Organism: Durusdinium trenchii
Lineage: Eukaryota; Dinophyceae; Suessiales; Symbiodiniaceae
Source: the annotation of a GenBank genome assembly